Molecule: messenger RNA, 1209 nt
Organism: Nanorana parkeri
Lineage: Eukaryota; Metazoa; Chordata; Amphibia; Anura; Dicroglossidae
Gene: SPRING1
Product: chromosome unknown C12orf49 homolog
Exons: 5
Coding region: 98-715 (205 amino acids)
Biological process (GO): positive regulation of SREBP signaling pathway
Source: RefSeq, a predicted model, not a curated record
CGAGGAUUACUAUGAUCUGUAGAGACACCAUCACAUAAUUAGUCACAGUACGAGCCUGAGGAUUCAUACUACACACUGUCAGGACUCUACAACUGGAAUGGUCAACCUACUGUCUAUGGUGUGGAGGAAGAUCCUACGAAAGCGAUGGGUUCUGGGGGUUGUUUUUGGACUUUCUCUGAUAUAUUUUCUCACCAGUACGUUCAAGCAGGAAGAAAGAACAGUGAGAGAUAGAACACUUCUUGAGACACGAGAUGAAGAACAAAACAUUCGUUGGAAGAUUCAGUUCAACCUGGGAAACAGCAGCCGGAUCAGAGAUCAGUGUCGCAACUCUGUUCAAGGAAAACUACUUAUUACAGAUGACUUAGGUUAUGUCUGCGAGCGCAAGGAGCUGCUAGCAAAUGGAUGUUGCAACAUCAAUGUGGCCAGCACCAGACAGUAUAACUGUGAAAGCUGCUUACGCAAUGGGUGCUGCAGUGUAUAUGAGUACUGUGUAUCUUGCUGCCUUCAGCCUAACAAGCAACAUAUCUUGGAGCGUUUUCUAAACCGAGCUGCAAGGGGGUUCCAGAAUUUAUUCCUAGCAGUAGAAGACCACUUUGAGUUGUGUUUAGCCAAAUGUCGAACAUCAUCGCAGAGUGUCCAACAUGAGAACACUUACAGGAAUCCGGUUGCAAAGUACUGUUAUGGAGAAAAUCCCCCAGAACUUCUCCCUCUCUGAAAGAAGAAUGAGGAUUAACAGUUUUUCUUUCUUAUUCCACCUGCAUGUGAUAAACAACGUCUCCGCAUUUAAGGACUGGGUAAACCAGAAUACCACAGGUAGUUCUGCAGAAGGAGACAUUGAAUGUACACUAUUAGAAAACUUGGAAGAUUUUAAAUGUGGCAUUUGUGAUUGGACUUAAUGAGUCUUAUUAUUAUUAUUGAGUUUUAGCCAGUAUACAGUAUAAUCUUGAUGUAUACAUAAUGUUUACAUAUCACUUAGUAUGCACUGAGUGCAGUAUACAAGAGAACAAGCGGUGAGUUUGUAAUGGGCAAGUAAUGAAGGACUGAAGUUUUAAAACAAACUUUUUAAUUUUAUUUGUAUUUUCUUAAGCUAGAAUUACUUGCAUCUUGUUUUUCAGACAUUGUGUUAAUUUAUUAAAUGUAUCUUAUUUUUUUUCUCAAAGCAGUGUUGUUUAAGCAUAAUAUCAGAAAAGAUAUAAUAAAAGUGAAUCU